Messenger RNA from Pseudo-nitzschia multistriata, 2674 nucleotides. Lineage: Eukaryota; Bacillariophyta; Bacillariophyceae; Bacillariales; Bacillariaceae. The record is from the annotation of a GenBank genome assembly.
AGCGCCUGGAUUCGAGUAGUUACGUUUGUUUCCAGAACAUUCGCAAUCCAGAAAAGCUAGAUCGAUUACUUCGAGUUGUACGAGCUUCCAAAUUGUCGGGCCCACGCUAGAACUGAACCUAGUGGCAUCCAUAGAGCUUAGUUCUUCGAAGAUGGAAGGUAUUGGAAAUAAAAAUGACCGGGACAACUUUAGAGAUAAUGGGAUCAUGGAUUCGAUUGCAGCCCUUCGAUCAGUAUUGAUGCUCGAUACUCCGACUCGGGUGGCCCUAUCUGGCAGCCAACCGCAGCRUCAGCCGUGGAUCUCUCCGAUGGCGCAAGCCAAGAGCCCGGACUCGAAAAAGAAAAGCCCUGUGGAAAGAACYCCCCUUGGAAAACCUCCAAUGUCGAACAAGCGGCUAUCUUCGGUUCUGAAAACGAAAAGCACAACCAAAAUACGUCCGUCGCCGGAAAUGGACAGGGUGGGCACGGUCAUGAAGAAAAAAGUGGAGGCACUAGAAACGUCCCAAACCAAUUUAGAAAAGAAAUUGCAAGUUGAAAUUGACCGGCGAAGUUCGUUGCAGGCAACGCACGAAAAAUUGUCGGACUUUCAGACGCAGCAGACAUCCCAGCUAGAAAGGAUGAUAGCAUCCCGAGAUGCUUUCCGAGCUCAGGUAAUCACAUUAAAAAAGACUAUCGAGGAAGAACAAAUCAAUCAUAUGAAGGCUGUUUCUACGAUGAAGAAUGCUACAAAAACAAUGAUCGAGUCGUUGCGAUCAAAAGACAAAGAGGAGUCGAUGGCCGAAAUCAAAACGCUCGAAAAACGACUGCGCCAAAAAGAGGAACGCUACCAACAAUCAGAAUCACUGGUGAAAUCUCUGACAAAGGAAGUCGAGAAACUGAACGCCGAUCUAAAAACUCGACAAGGAACCCAUGAAGUGGCGAUGAAAGCUACUACUGACGCCCACGCGAAGGAAAUAUCUUUGUUGCAAGAUAUAAUAGAACGAACUGAAUCUGAUCGAUUGGAACAUACGGAAAAAGAGAAAGAAAUUGUCAGUCUAAAGGAUAAGGUAUGUACUUCGAGGAGUUCUGAAAUUGAUGUGCAACAUUUUUUAAGAAAGUUGCUAGGCUGUGACGUCUUUCAUAGUUGGUUCGUUUCCUUCCUCGGUAGCCCACUCACUUAUAGCGCCUGAUGUUGAAUUUGUGUGAUGUAUGUAGCUGGAAAAAGCUCAAACGAAAAUGGACAAGAUGGAACAGGACCACAUAUCGGUUACUUCAAAAAUGGAAUCGGACAAGGCAGAUUUAGAGAAUUCCUUAAUCGAAAUGAAAAAACUUCGUGACGAAUUAAGAGAAAAGGUAAGGAACAUGUCCUUCAUACUUGAAAGAAAUCUUCGAUAUGAUAUAUAUUAGUUAGCAAUAUUCGGGCUGACUAUUCGUUUCUGAAACUGACAGAAGGCUGGAACUGUGAUCAUGCACUAUCCCUAUGUUUUCAACACAACUGAUCUGAAUUUUUGCUUCUUCUUGAUAUGUGCAAUUGAAUAAUGCAUUUCCUUGGAUACAGCUCGAGGAUGCUUCUGGUGAACUGACACAAUUGCACCGACAAGUCGAGGAGGCUCUUACUGCGAGUAAAACUUCCGAAGAAAAGGUAAGAGUUGAUGAUAUGCGAUUUUCACCGGCGAGCUCUCAACUACUGAAUAUUUCUAUUAAUCAGUGUGGCACCGCACAUUCUUUCUCACKCUGUUGUUUGUUGUCAUUCAUUUUUUGUGAACACAAUGGUAAUAGUUACGUGACCAGCUUACUGCUUACAAGGCAUUGCAGUCAGAAAAGAAAUAUCUGGAACGGCGAAUGAGCGAUGCCAAAGAUAUUCCGUCAACCGCGACCAGCACGAAGGAACUACAGGUUACCAUUCAAAAACUCGAAUCAGAAAAGCAAGCCCUGGAGCAACGAGCUAACAGUUCCGAUGAGAACUGCAAACGUGUGAAGAAGUUGCUGGAGGGAACCCAAAUGGAAUUGAAAGGUUUGGAGCAAAAUCUCGAAGAAGCUGAACGAAUUGAAUCUCAAAAUGAAAUUCUCAAAAAGGAUUUGGAAGAAGCAAAUAAUGGAGUUUCCUGCUUGAAGGAAAAACUCGAUGUCUGUGAAUCGUCAAACGCAAAUCUUCUAGUCGAAGUUGCCACCUACCGCGAAAAAGUUCGUGAUUUAGAAGGUCGCCUAGAGGAGGUAAGAUCAUUCAUUCGUUCACGUAGGAAAGGACUUCGUUUCUAUAACUGAUCAGUUCUAACAUGAUGAUAACUUUUUUUCUGUUGAUGGUGUAGCUUGAAGAGAGGGAUUAUUGUGACCAAGRAGAAAACACAGACGGAAUGGAGAAAAAGCGUGACAAUGACGAGGAUGAUGAUAACGAAAGUCCGAGAAAACGACCCAAAAUGAGGGUUGAUGAUCAAGAUCAAUGCGUUGAGGAAAGCGAAAUUGCCAUGUAAACAGAAGAAUUGGCACUGUGUGUCUUCAAGAUUCAAUGUCGUCUGCAGUACCCUGGAAGAUUCCUCUAGUAUCUUCCAAUCAUUGCCUGUCCUUAUUCUUCUCCCAUUCAAUGAAGUAAGAAAUCUCUGUUGAAGGAGAACUAGUAUAGCACUUCAGAAGGUGCAGUGGACUGAACACCCUACGUSCAAUGCACUGAUAUAUCCACAUAAAGGUACUUCUUAUUA